AUGGAGAAGGAGAAGGACCAGCACGAACAAGUGGGGGAGGAGGCGGAGGAGGAGGAGGAGGAGGAGGAGGAGGAGGAGGAGGAGGAGGAGGAGGAGGAGGAGGAGGAGGAGGAGGAGGAGGAGGAGGAGGAGGAGGAGGAAGCAAAAGGGGAUAAGGAAGAACAGGAGGAGGUGGGAAACAAGGAGGAGGAAGAGGAACAGCCACAGCAGCAGAACGUGAAGCAACAGCAGAAACGGCAGCAGCAGCAACAGCAGCAGCAGCAGCAGCAGCAGCAGCAGCAGCAGCAGCAGCAAGAGCAGGAGCAGGAGCAAGGGGAAUAUGUAAAGGAGAAGGAUAAGGAGGACGAAAAACAGGAUCAAGAGAAGCAGGUGUUGGAGAAGCAGAGGAAGCAGCAGCGAGAUGCGGUGGCAGUGGGAAUAGUUGGCAUGAUCAAGAACCUCGCUGUAGCUGCUGCAAGCCUGCUUCCAGCCCACCAGCAGAACAGUGCACUCCUUCCCCUGCUCCCCCUGCUGCCGAACCUGCAAGCUUCACCGACUCUUCCAAGGCAGGGUCGGCCAAGCCAAGCUUUGCCAAGCCAGGGUGUGAUGGUUGAAGCAAGUAAGGAAGGUUCAGGUCCGAUGGCUCAGGGACAAGCAGGCGAGAACGAGGAGAUGAGGGGCGAGGAAAAUGAGCGAGGAAGGGAAAGCAUGGAUAUUAAAAAAGAAGAGGAAGAGGAAGGAGGGGAUGAGGGGGGGAAUGAUGAUGAUGACGAUGCCGAGGCGGAGAGUCUCAAGGAUAAAGAAGAAGAGGAAGGCGACAGAGAAAGGGAAGGCAAAGACGAAGGAGAAGAUGAAGAAGAAGAGGAAGGCGAAGGCAAAGUGGAAGGGGAAGGAGAAGAGGAAGGUGAAGGAGAAGAGGAAGGUGAAGGAGAAGAGGAAGGUGAAGGAGAAGAGGAAGGUGAAGGAGAAGAGGACGGCGAAAGAGAAAAUGAAAGCGAAGGGGAAGAGGACGGCAAAAGGGAAGAGGAAGAAGGAGAGGAAGAGGAAGGAGAAGAGGAAGAGGAAGAGGAAGAGGGGGAAGAAGAGGAAGAGGAAGAGGAAGAGGAGGAGGAAGAGGAAGAGGCAGAGGAGAGAGACGAGGAAGAGGAAGAGGAUGCAAAGGAGGAGCAGGAUAGGGUGCAGGAGAGGGAACGACUGCAAGGGGGAUUACGAGGAGCCAAAGAGGUGCAAUCAUGGUCCGAGUUCCCAAGAACAGGCCAUUCGAGAGCCAAGGAGCGACUCAAUGCUCCCCAGACAAGGCUUCACAGUGGCGAGUCUGCUGACGUGGGAAGCUUGGCAUGGGAAACUGGGCAGAAGCGCAAGCAUCGCGAUGUGGAGCAGUGUGGCGGGGUGCAGCACAGCGCGGAGCAGUGUGACGGUGAGCAACGUGGCGGGGAGCAGUGGGAUGGGGGGCAGUGGGACGGGGAGGUGACUCCUCGCAGGCACAAGAAGCUGAAGCGGCUAUUGCUACAGGCAGCGCUGCAAGAAAGCAUGCCCCAGGAAGGGGCAGAGGUACAGGGAGGAGUGGCAGCAACAGCAGCAGAGGUGCUCUCCUCCUCCACGGCCAUCACCUGCCCCGAGAAAGGCUGCCAGCACAACGAGCAGCACCCGCGCUUCCGCCCGCUCAAGUCCCUGGCAUCGCUCCACACCCACCACCUCCGUGUGCACGGCAACAAGCCCUUCACGUGCUCCCUGUGCCAGGUCAAGUCGUUUGGCCUUCAGUCUGACCUGCGGGGACAUGAGAAGCAGUGCGGUGUAAAGCGGUGGCACUGCUCCUGCGGGAACUCCUUCAGCAGAAAGGACAAGCUAGCCAACCACCUCAACACGUUCACGGACCACUCCCCUCUCUACAACCUCCAGCCAGUUGCCAUCCCGAUUCAGCCCAAGCAGAAGCUGCAGCAGCGGAAGCAGCUUGCAGUUCAGACGAAGCAGCUACAGGAGCAGACGAAACAGCUAGAGGCGCAGACAAAUAAGCUAGAGGAGCAGACGAAGCAGCUAGAGGCGCCACAAAGUGGCAGCCUCAUGAACAUUGAAGUCAUGAGGCAAGCUCUGGCGAGUCACCUGGUGCGCUCUGCGAGCUAUGCUUCCGAGAGGAAUCAUACUUGGGGCCAAAACGCUGAGGAGAGAAAUGCUUUGGAGAACAAUGGCUCACAGGGGAGCGAGGCUAGGAGUGGGUACGUGUCGUUGCUGCUGCAGGAGGCCCUAGGAUCGGACCUAGAGAGCCCCUUGCAAAGAGAGGGCUUCGAGUGGGGUCACCAGUCUCAUCCUUCUCAGCUGGCUCAGCACACCCAGCAGACUUGGCAGAUGCAGCAGGGACAGCAGACCCAGCAUCCCUCCACGUGCCUCUCCAGUCCCUCCACGUGCCUCUCUAGUCCCUCCACGUGCCUCUCCACUCCCUCCACGUGCCUCUCUAGUCCCUCCACGUGCCUCUCCAGUACCUCCACGUGCCUCUCUAGUCCCUCCACGUGCCUCUCUAGUCCCUCCACGUGCCUCUCCAGUCCCUCCAAGUGCCUCUCUAGUCCCUUCACGUGCCUCUCCAGUCCCUACAUUCGCCUCUCCAGUCCCCCCAGUGCUCCCUCCUAUCCUUCACCCAGUUGCCCCCUCGGUUAUCCAUCCCAAUGA
This is a messenger RNA of Closterium sp. NIES-65, 2640 nucleotides long. The record is from the annotation of a GenBank genome assembly. Lineage: Eukaryota; Viridiplantae; Streptophyta; Zygnematophyceae; Desmidiales; Closteriaceae.